AUGGCGACUCCUGACCCAUCGACCCUCACCUCGUCCGCGGACAUCUUCACGUCAACGCACACGCUUCCUCAGAUUCGCACAAUACACCGAUCCAUUCUCAACGCCGUCGACGACAAAGCCCAGCGUCUACGCACGCAGGUCGGCUCCUCGUAUCGCGAACUUCUCGGCACAGCGGACACCAUAGUCCGCAUGCGCGAUGACAAUGAGAAAGUCCAAGAGCUUCUGAGCCACAUGGGCGCGCAAUGUGGGCGAGGCAUUGUCGGAGGCAAGGUCAGCGGAUUGGCCACAUUUGUGAAAAAGGAGGCGCAUAAUCAAGAGGAGGAACGGUUGAUUAGAGUGAGCAUGUUGAAUGCGUGCGCAAUGGUCCUGGAACGAGUCCUGAAAGGCGGUGGCGGGCUGGAAGACAGCGUCUCGAGGGGCGAGCGCUUGGUACUCGCGGCAAAGGUGCUAGUGCUGUGCCGACUACUGGUGAAGAGCCUGGGCGACGUUGCUGCAAACCCUGGGAUGCACCACGACAUUGAGGCGUUGAAGAAGAGCUUCGGUGCGCUGCGCCGGCGACUACUCCGGCACAUUGAGAAAUUACUUGGCCGAGUGACCCAAGACAGCGAUCGUGAAGAUGUCACCAUGGCAUUAUGUGCAUACAGCCUCGCGACCAGUUCGGGGGCGCGAGACGCUGUUCGCCACUUUCUACACGUUCGGGGCGAAGCGAUGGCUGCGGCCGUCGAGGCAGACCACCCCACGUCAGGCGACCGGAGCGAACAUGUCAUGCAGAGUCUACGGCUCUAUACGCGGACCUUACUCGACGUCCAAGCUGUUGUGCCGGCGAAGCUGUCGCAGGCCUUGCAAGGCCUUAAGGCUAAACCCUUGCUGGCCGACCCAGCUUUGAAGCAGUUGCAUGGCUUGCGUCUUGAUUUGUACGAACGAUGGUGUGGUGAAGAGAUACAGUACUUCACGCCAUUUAUCCGGCACGACGACCUGGACAGGACCAUUGCCAGAGAUACACUCGCCAAAUGGGCAGACAAGGGCGGUCAAGUUCUUCUGACUGGUCUCAAGACGGCCUUGAGUAGCAUGCACGAGUUCAAAUCCGUGAUGGAGCUUCGGACCAACCUACUGCAGCUCUGGAUCAGGGAAGGCGGGAAAGCCCGUGGUUUCGAUCCAUGCGAGAUGCAAGACGACUUUCGCGAGGUUAUCAAUGGUCGCAUGCUAGCGGUGCUGGAGAGCAAAGUCAAGAAGCUCAACCUUGUCGGAUCGGAAGUCAGGGCAACAUUGGAAACCUGGCAGGAUGGGUUCACCGACAAGAAUCGAGGCCUGUGGGAGGAAGAAGGCUACGAUACCGCCUUGCAGCAAGGCGCUGCGCCUUUCGUGGAGGAAGUCGUCGCGAGGGUCUAUGGACGCAACGAUGCCGUGUCGAAGGCGUCGAAUUGCUACAAGUCCUGGUUCCAUGUGAUUGACGACGUCAAGCAGGUGGUAGAGUCACUGACGAAGCAGCGCUGGGACAACGACUUUGAUGAGGUGGAGGACGAAGAGACAAUCGAGGCCAGGCAGCAGGCGCUUAGCAGAGAUGAUCCUCUGAUGUUGCAGACCAAGCUCGACAGUACUCUUGAUAAAUCGUUUGAAGAGCUGGAGAUCCAGUUGAAGUCCCUGUGGGCGGAGAAUGCACCGCCAUCAAAUCGAGGCCCGGUGGCCAUGUACUUCCUGCGGGUGUUACGAGACAUUCGCCGACAACUACCUGACCGCCCUGCGACCAAGUCGUUUGGUCUCGCCAUGGUGCCUCCGUUGCAUCAGCAGAUUUCCAUACAUGUGGUUACCGCACCACUACGGCAAUUUGGUGAAGCGGGAUUGUCGGAGCGAUCGGUAGCUGGUAGGCCUCUGUGGGAGGGUGAGCCGCCCAUACCAAACCAACCUUCGCCAGCCCUUUUCCAGUUCCUGCGGAAUUUAUCAACAGAUAUGGGAAGUGCCGGCAUGGACCUUUGGAGUCCGGCAGCGGUCAAAGUGGUCAAGCAGCACCUUGACGAGAAGCUCUCGCAAUGCUGGAAAGUCGAACUUGGCACAAUCGAGAUAGAAGACUCCGACCAAGAUGAGCAGCAAGACGAGAAUGAGACCGAAGUGAAAGAAGGCACGUCAGGCGCUCAGAGAGAGCUGCUCAUCCAGUGGCUUUUCGAUGUAUCAUAUGCCAGGACUUGCCUAGGCAGUGAUUGGAAGGCGAUGGAGGAUCUGGAAGAGGCAAUGUUCAAGGCGACAGGCCUAGAGGAACAGUCGCGCACUCGCAUCAGCAAGGGUGCCGACGCAUUCUGGCAGCGUACAAGCUUGCUAUUCGGACUUUUGUCGUAG
Emericellopsis cladophorae is the source of this 2331-nucleotide messenger RNA. RefSeq names its product Conserved oligomeric Golgi complex subunit-like protein. Bases 1 to 2331 code for a protein of 776 amino acids. The transcript has a single exon. Gene Ontology annotation, cellular component: COG complex; Golgi apparatus. The record is from RefSeq and is a predicted model, not a curated record. Lineage: Eukaryota; Fungi; Ascomycota; Sordariomycetes; Hypocreales; Bionectriaceae. Gene Ontology annotation, biological process: intra-Golgi vesicle-mediated transport.